Molecule: messenger RNA, 1514 nt
Organism: Dermacentor silvarum
Lineage: Eukaryota; Metazoa; Arthropoda; Arachnida; Ixodida; Ixodidae
Exons: 3
Coding region: 31-1389 (452 amino acids)
Source: RefSeq, a predicted model, not a curated record
CACGGAGACACACUGAGCAGAACAGCCACCAUGAACGCUUUUCUCGUCAGCGUUGUUUUGUCCGCAGCAUCGUUAUCACAUGCUACAGAAAGCGCAGCGAAGUUGGACAACAGUCCUGCCGCGGCAAGCUUCCCGUUCACUUCCAACCAGCCAGCGAGUGCAGAUGUAUUCAGCGACUUGUCCGGCGGUAGCGCAUUGAGCGGUGCUUACACUAGCAGUAACUCAUUCAGCGACGGUUCAUAUGGAGAUGGCUCAUUUCCAAGUAAUGGGUGGGCCGCAGGCGGCCAUCCAUCCAUAGGUGGCUGGACGGAUGGCGGUUCGGUGAGCGGUUUCUCGGGCGGUAGCCGGCUUGGCGGCAGUUGGACAGGCGCAGACUUGAUCGGCACGGGUUCCUUCAAUGAUUUGCCGAGCAUCGGACCCUUAGGUGGGAGCCCCGUACCUGUUAGGCCCAGUGCUUCUCCGUUAGGCAAAUUCGGUGGGGCCAGUUCAUGGCUUAGCGGGUCGUCCAUAGCAUCGUCGGGUCGUGGCUCGUCAAGCGCCUUUUCGUCCGGCGGUGCAUCCUUGGAUGGAAUAUCGUCCGGUACUUUCGGUUCCAUCAUAGGUGCCCCGUGGAGUACAUCGCAUGGGAGCUCGACAGGAACUACCUUCAGCGGUAGUAACGUGUCUGGCGAAAAAUCAACGGGUCACUCCGUAAUUCGCCGGAUGGACCAUCGCUUUCGGGGCGAUGCGCCAUACACCGGUGGAUCAUUCCGCGAUACUUUAUCAAUGGACGAACUUCGGGGGAGUACGUUCGGCAGUUUGUCAAGUGGUAAAUCGUGGAGCAGGGUUGGGUUCGGUGAUGGUUCCGUUCUUAGUGGCAAUAGGGUGUUUGGUAGUGGCCCGUCACGAGGCCAAUUCGGCGGAGUUUAUUGGGGCCGGAGCCACCUGGGAGGGACGUCUGGAGCGAACGGAGCCUCGAGUGCACCAGAAUACCUUAGAAUGAAUGGAAUUGGUGGCCGCGGAAUGAGUGUUGGUGUUGACAGCCUGCGAUGGUCGUCCACCAAUGGUGCAAGCAGUGCAGAUACCACAUUAAGUUCUAGACGCUACUUUGGCGGAAGUCUUGGUGGCGCAGACAAAGUCUCAUCGGGAGGACGAGAAUGGCCUAUUAACGCCGUAAUGGGUAGUUCAGGAUAUUUCGAUAGCGCCAGUGGCAGAUACCCUGGGCGGAAUUUUGAUUACACAUACGGCUACCCCGAAAGCCGUUUUGCGCACAAGUUAGGCAACGGCGGAAGUUGGUCUAGUGGGCCUCGAGGUUUCUCCUUUAGGUUAGGUGGCAGUACAUCUUCGAGCCAAUUAGCAGACACGGUCAAGAACUUCAUCAGCGGUCUUGGUCAAAGUCGCAGCGAAUGAUACCGAAAGCGGAGACCUUGCGCGACUGAAGAACUGCAAGAUGACACCCACAAGUGUGUUCAGGGUUGCAAUUUAUACGCGUAUUACUUUGAAGAUGAGCACAUAUUAACAAUAUCUGGAUAGUA